AUGUACUCUGCUCCGACGUUAUCUUCAUCCGGAAGCUCCCUCUUAUGGCGGAACCGUACUACACCUCCACCUCCGCCUUCGUUCAAAGCUUUCUCUUUUCCCUUCUCUUCCAGUUUAGGGUUUAUCCACAGAACAUCAAUUUCCCAUCUUUCUCGUUCCGCUCAAAUUUCCUCCCUGGCGCAGACCCAGCCUGCCCCUGAAUUCAAUCGUCAACCGCUUGAGCUGCCAGAGUCAGUGGUUCCAGAAGCUUUUAGAGAAUGGGAAGUGAAAGUGUUCGAUUGGCAGACUCAGUGUCCCACUCUUGCUCAACCGGAAGACGCACAUUCUUUCCGUUACAAGUCCAUCAAACUCCUCCCCACCGUUGGUUGUGAAGCUGAUGCAGCUACUCGUUACUCCAUCGGCGAAAGGAGCAUCAAAACGUCGCCGUUUCCGUUAGCAUUCUCUUAUUCCGUUAACGGCUCCUAUGUCGCCGUCUGGCCUCUUGGGGAGAACAUUUUGGAGUUGGAGCAUUGCUUGUUCAACCCAAACGACAAGGAGUCUCGUGUCAGGAUUUUCCAGGUUUUACGCUUGGAAGAGAGUAAAAUGUUGCUGCAGAGUGUUAAAGUUUUCUGUGAGCUUUGGGACGGUCCGUUCAGAGAUGGAGAUCAGCUCGGAGGCUGUGCCAUACGUAGCUCUGGUUUUGCUUCUACACCUACCACUCCAGCUUCGGUUGUAGCCGGUUCUUGGAGAGCUCUUCUUGCUACCACCACUACCUCUAAUGCUCAGGCUUGUGUUCAACAAGUUACUGGAGAGAAAGUGAUUGAUAUUGUGCGAGAAGAGAAAGAUCUUUUACUGCUUCCGAAAGAUCUGUGGUGUGAGCUACAACAAGGCAAAGACGGAGAAAGAGCUUUUUCUAUAGGAUGGUUGUUUGAGCCAGGCCAUGCUGUCACAUCCUCAUGUGUCUUCUCCAGUGCCUCUAAGCUAAAGGAGGUAACAAUGGCAAGAGAGACUGCUCAAUCACAUGUAUAA
This is a messenger RNA of Microthlaspi erraticum, 1008 nucleotides long. The record is from the annotation of a GenBank genome assembly. Lineage: Eukaryota; Viridiplantae; Streptophyta; Magnoliopsida; Brassicales; Brassicaceae.